Messenger RNA from Lymnaea stagnalis (great pond snail), 11843 nucleotides. Lineage: Eukaryota; Metazoa; Mollusca; Gastropoda; Lymnaeidae. The record is from the annotation of a GenBank genome assembly.
ACAGCCGCACCGUGCUGGACUCUCAGACACGUUACAUCAGCUGUGGUGUAGGUCAGAACUAAUUCCUUAACCUAGAAAGGUGACAAGGGCGUGGGACAUUUGAGAGACAGUCUAGUAAAGGGAAACAGUGGGAUAAUCAAGUGACAGCCUGGUCGAGUGAAACAUUGGACCAUUUGAGAGACAGUCUAGUAGAGUGAAACAGUUAUGGAAGGCAACAGGGCUGUCCGGAUCCAUGGGAAAAAUGACUUGCGAGUGGUGAGUGUCCUAUUUAAACAGUUUUACAAUUUGAGAGCGUUGAGUAUCCUAUUUAAAAAGUUUUACUUUGCGAAUGGUGAGCGUCCUAUUUAAAUAGUUGUAUAAUAUGUUCUCAAAAAUUUGCUAGAAGCUGCAUGUUAUCUAUAUAUUAGUUUCACAUAAAAACAUUUACAAAGCAUCUCGUUGCUGUGUUAGUUGUGUUUUUUUAUUAAAUUUAGAAAAAGACUUAUAGCAUUACGUUAGUCUCAACUUACCAGUUCUAAUACUUAUUUAGUUAUGUUUGACUAUACUUUGAAAAGGGCCAACAACUCAGCAAUACCUAAUUCCUGUACAUAAAUCGUCGAUGUACUAUUAAAAAAAAAAAUUACUUUUACUUUCAGGAGACCUUGGAUAUUCCAGAACCUCCUGAAAACUGUGAGUGACAGAUCCACAAUUUACUGGAUGUGAUCGAUUGUACUUGUUUUGGCUGAUUGUAGACAUUAAUUUUCAAAUGAUUUCAUGUUUAGUUGCUGGGUGUAAUGUAUGCUAAGUGAUUUUGUGCAAAAGCCAAGUACUUCAUUAACACUUAAAUAACUAACACUAACCAAUUACUUCCUUUUGUUCCUAACACGCGGUCUGUCAUCGCAAUGAUUGAUUAGCCUGGUUAUUUAUUUAAGGACUAAAACGUUUUUUUAAAAUGAUUUUAAAAUGGACAACAGUAUUCACAAUCGGAUGUCGGUAUUUUCAUCGAUGUACUGUUGCUCAUCCUUGACAGACUUGAACAACUGUAAGUUAUCGUAUGAACGGUGUAAGUUGAAAAGUGCCUCUGCGAUAUCGUCACAUUUAAGUACCUUUAUUUGCUAUCACAGUAACCAUGGCUGUGUGCCUGAGACCACUUUGUGACAGGCGGUGUUUCUACUUACAAUACCGAUGGCUUGUGGUCAAAUGGAACGGCUAGAAAACCCAUCCCUUGCGUAUUAUAAAAGAAUCGUUAAAAAAAAAACAACAACAUUUCAGUCACAGUUUAGAGCUGAAAAACUUUUUUUAAAACUAAACUAUAUGAAAAAAUAUGUGGAAAAAAAACUAUAUGAAAAACUAUGUAAAAUAAUUAACUAAAUAAAAAAAAAUACUAUGUGAAAGACUAUAUGAAAAACUAUAUGGAAAAACUAUGUGAAAAGCUAUGGGAAAUGAUAUGUGAAAAACUGGGUGGGUAUUUCGUCAGUAAAAUUUUCUGCGUGCGUGUAUUGAUGUUUACGAAAGCUGACCGAAUAAUAUCAAAGUACCGCGGUUGGAGACAGUUUUCUUGUGCCGUAACGUGUUCAAAUAAUAUUGUCCCUCUCCAGUUGUCCAGCUCCGAAUGUCCACAGUGGGUCUGUGUCGUACGGACGUCCAUCUCUUCGAGGAAGGUCGUGUGGACCACAUCAUCAUUAACAAACCGAUCACCAUCGGUCACGAGAUAAGUGGUACGGUCAGCAAGUUAGGACCAGGUGUUACAGACCUAGCCGUUGGUAAGAUCUAAAAGUGUUUGACAAUGUUAAACGUCUUUCAGAAAGUUCCUGGGAACAUUUUUUUAAAAAAAAAGGAAAAUAUUUUGAAUAGCAGAAAAUGGAGAAACAAAUAAAUACAAUCUCAUCUGUUUUAAGUCUUCUGCUAUUUUAACACUACGACCUUAAGACAUUCACUGGAGUCAGCAGCUUGGAGAUAAUUGAAAUAAUUCGUUAAAGCAAGCAAUGAGAUAGCUUUUAUCAUCAAUUAGCUAAGAAAUGAGAAAACUUUUAUCAUCAAUUAGCUCCCAAAUGUGAUAGCUUUUAUCAUCAAUUAGCUGACCCAUGAGAUAACUUUUAUCAUCAAUUAGCUGACCCAUGAGAUAACUUUUAUCAUCAAUUAGCUGACCAAUGAGAUAGCUUUUAUCACCAUCAAAUAACUAAACUAAUUCGUCAAAGGGUUAAUGUGAUGAGAUGACAUUUGCAAAACAAUCUGUUACAAAGUUUUAAAAAAUGGAAACUUAUUUCACAUGUUAGUCCAAAGAAUGUUUAAGUAUUCAAUGGCAAGCUGGUCAUCUUUUCUUCUACUCUUGAUUUUCCCACUCCCAAUAAAAUUUUCUUAAUGAAUGAACUCCUCUAGGUGACCGAGUGGCCAUUGAUCCAUGCCGGCCAUGCGGCAUCUGUCAUCAGUGCAGGCGAAAGCGAAGUAACAUCUGUCAAAACAUGGACAUUUCCGGGGUGCUGCACGUGGACGGUGGAUUUGCAAACUACAUGAUUACUCCAGCUUACACUUGUUAUAAGUAAGCGUUUCAAACUACAUGAUUACUCCAGCUUACACUUGUUAUAAGUAAGCAUUUCAAACUACAUGAUAACUCCAGCUUACACUUGUUAUAAGUAAGCGUUUCAAACUACAUGAUAACUCCAGCUUACACAUGUUAUAAGUAAGCGUUUCAAACUACAUGAUAACUCCAGCUUACACUUGUUAUAAGUAAGCGUUUCAAACUACAUGAUAACUCCAGCUUACACUUGUUAUAAGUAAGCGUUGCAAACUGCAUGAUAACUCCAGCUUACGAUUAAGUAAACUACAUGAUAACUUCAUUUUAACCUAUUUACGAUUAAGCUUUUUAAACGCUACAUGACAGCUCUAUCUUAAACGUGGUAUAAGUAAAAUGCGCAAACUCUAUUAUAACUCUCCUACAAACUUGUUAUAAGUAAGCUUUGAAAACUAUGUGAUAUGAUUACUAUGUAUUAUAAGUCCUUUGUAAAAACUGCUACCAACAUUACGCUAACUUACACUUAAUAUUAGCACGAUUUGAUGACGACAUAGGCUAAUUACACCAUCAAACACUUUUUUAAUACGUAAGAAUUCAGAAUCACGUGGGCAGUGAAGCGUUGUGGGUGAAAUAAGGAGAGUAGGUGAACGCAUACAAUACAACUUAAUAAUGUGUACCAUCUGGCGGACUACUCGUUCCCGGGAUACUCUACAUCCGGGGUUUCAAACUCGCGGCCCGCGGGCCAUUUGCGGCCCACAAGACGAUAUUUUGCGGCCCGCAACAUGACACCAAAGUUUAGUGUUAAUGCGGUCAGCGCUUUUUCCCCAUUCUCAUAACUAUAAUUUGUCCAUUUCAGUCGAAUCUCACCGUCCAGUCUUAUACUGAUUUUUAUCAUGUUUGUACAGGUUUGGACGUUGAUUGUAAUGGUAAAACCUUUUUAGAAUCGGACUAAAAGUUUUUAUUUUAAAGUAUUUUAUGAGACAAACAUGGCGGCCAAAGGUCGGUUUUGAGAAACGUUUAAAACGUCAGUAAGUGGGUAAUGCACAAUCAUAAUUCUGUAAAUCGUAGAACUCUGACACGAUAUCAAAGAAGCCUUAUACUAGUGUUUACGAGUGAGGGAAAUUACGAGCCUGUCAGCUUGGUUACGCUCAAAAUAGGAUUCACCCUCCCUAUAAUAGCUUCUUUCUUACCAUCAAGAAUUUAUAAAUAGUGCCUGGUCCUGCCUGAUCACGUUUUAGCAUUCAAAGCCUUCAUGGAGAAGGAUAAGGUGGUUGUUCCUGUACUAAGUGAUCCUAAAUGGCUCGUGGACUUGGCUUUUCUUGUUGACAUUACACAGGAGCUGAAUGUACUCAACAAGAAGUUACAAGAUCAGGGGUAGCUUGUCAGUGAUGCCUUUGAAAAUGUCAGGGCAUUCUGCACAAAAAUUGUGUUAUGGUUCUUAGAGAAGCCUUUGUCGUUUCCCAACAUGCAAAGUACUCAUGGACUCGGUAUACGGAUGCUAUGCAAAGCUACAGGAAGAAUUUGAUCACCUGUUUUCAGACUUCAAAACACACAGAGCCCCUUUUCAACUUUUGUAGACCCUUUCUCUUUCAAUGUGGAAGAUGCCCCCUGCGCUUCUAAUGGAGCUGAUUGAUCUUCAGUUCAAUUCUAAGUUCAGGGAGAUGAAUGGAAAAAGAGACAUUUCCCUCCACCUUUCAUGAGAUUUCCAGGUUGUUCAAGCGGAUCACGAGCCAUUAUGGGAGUACCUAUCUGUGUGAAAGACCCUUUUCACCUAUGCACUUGAACAAGUCAAAGUUCAGGGUAAACUUACUGAUGAGCAUCUUCAAGCUGUACUGAUGGUCUCAGUUGCUUCCUCACUCAAGCCAGAUGUUACUCAGGUGUGUUAGAAGAAACGCUGCCUGGUCUCUGGCAACAAGGAGUAGCUAGAAGAAAGUGAAGCCUAGCUCUUGAGAUCCCUUAACGUUUAUAUUUGUUAUUAAUAAAAGGUUGCGCUGAUUGUAACCGUUGUAAUUUAUUGUAUUUGUAAUCAAUUUUUGUGUGGAAUACUUGACUCUACCUCCUGCGGCCUCCGGAUGAUUUCAGUUUGAGACCCUUGCUCUACACCCAAGGCAGUUUAGCUUGUUUGCGUGUGUGCUUUCUAAGCAGACCAGAAUGGAUCAAAGAUUUUAAAGAUGAUUGUAGUAUUUUAAAAAGACGUACCUGUCCAUCACACUUGCUGUGCUGUUCAAAAUCUGCUGUUAUAUAAUCAGACAUCUAUACAUUCACUCAACGUGCCUGUGUUAAUUACGAAUACCCUAAGCAUUGUAAUGUGUAUUUCAAGACGAAAUACUUUGGAUCUGCAAAGUUGAGUGAUGCCUUGUUAAUAUGUUAUGAAUAUUUUAAAAUUAAAUAUUUAAUUUUUAAAAAUAAUAUAUCAAAGAUUGAAUAAUCCAAUUCCUCCGAUGUAACAUAUUUACCAAACGAAAUAAUGUUACGACUAAGCUCUUAGUUUAGGCCGACUUUCCCGUGUUGCAGGCUACCGGAUAAUGUAAGCCUCGAAGAAGGUGCGAUGAUGGAGCCCCUCUCUGUUGGUGUCAAUGCGGUGCACCGUGCCCAGAUGAACCCAGGCGACUCUGUCAUUGUCUUUGGAGCAGGUGCAGUAGAUUUUAAAUUCAAGAGGCGUGUAGUCAAAAUUUCGGACUAAAUUUUUAGUCGUAAUAUAAUUAUGUCAAUAGUUUCCCGUGUACAAAAUGGUAAACAUGUCGCGCAAGUUUUUAAAUAGUGAUAAUGGCUUCAAAAAAUAAUUGAUUUGUCUCUUAGACACAACUAACAAACAUUGUGUUAAUUAAUAUGACAUUUUCAUGAUAAUUUAACUGUACAACACAGCCGUCUCGGAAAAACCCUUAGAUCCACCUUAGCUCACAGUGUCAUAAUAAACGUAUCUUCCUCCCAGGACCUGUUGGACUGUUUGCAAUGCAAAGUGCCAAAGCUCUAGGAGCAGGCAAAGUCAUGAUGGUGGGUGAGUUCAUCUCUUUGCUUCAACUACUCAUUUUUUUUUAACUGCCAUUUUUAUAGGCACCGUUGUUACAAUUAACAUUGCUAGAACUAUAUGGCAUCGUUCAGUCUCCGCGAGACGAUGAAAUUGCUAUUGACAUUAAUUUCAUCAAAUGGCUUACGAGGCUGAUCCUGGGAUGGCAGCCUCGGCUGCAUGUCUCGCAAGUUAAAUUGUGUCUUCCGCAAUUCUCUUUUUGCUAGAAAUACUAUUGUACACACAACCAUGUCUACAGCUACAUUGUCUUUGAUUACCAGGUUUAGACUAAAGAAAGGACACCUACAUAAUAGCAACGCUUGGAAUUCAUUCUUUACCCCAAUUAAUACUGCUACUGACCUGAAUCAUUGUUUCGGUAAAUUCACAGUUGGAAAGUGAAGCUGCUUUUGCAUUAUUAAUGUGUUUUAAUUAUCAAAAUUUAAAUACUAAUGGCGUUUAUUUAUUCCCCUACCAACCCCACACAAAAAUUAUCAAGACAUUAAUGAGAAUCGACUAAACCUUGCGAAGAAGCUUGGCGCUGACAUUAUCUACCGACCACCAGGACCAAUGGUUGAUCCACAGUUAGCAGGUGCUCAACUCAAAGAGGCUCUGGGGGAUGACGCUGAUCUGUGUAUUGAGUGCAGUGGAGCCAAAGGCACGGUGGACGCUGCCAUACAUGUAAGUAGGUAGUUCAACUGAAGGAUGCAGAAAGUAUUCGAGACGAUCGCAGGAGACUGCCAUACAAAUGCUGAGAUAUCUAUUUAGGCCAUAAAACUUCAAUAAGUUGGAUGUAAUAAGUGUAUGUGGAAUUUAUGGAGAUACUCAAGUUUCAGCAAAUUAGUUCUUUUAUUUUAAUUAGUCGGACUAACUUGAAAUAGGGUGGUAGACCUAGUUUAUUGUGAUAUUGAAUAACAAAUGAAGGACUGCGUUCAAGCAGUGUGAAGGAAAUAGAGGAACAAGGUAUGUGGAGUGUGGAAGCUUGAAAUAAAAAGACGGGACACUAAAAGAAGAACGUUUCGGCUAAGAGCCUUCCUCAGCAGAUUUGACAAAUGAAGAAAUAACAAGAACUAUUGAAGACGCUAUUGUCUUUUUAAAUUUAAACCUGAUCCAAUUUUCAGCAGUUUGAAAUUGUUCUUAAGGCAGUAAAUUUUUUCAUUGGAAUAAAGGUAUAACUUUAAUAUAAUUCAACAUUCUUAUAACUAUAAAAUAAUCCAACCUCCUAAUAACUAUAAAAUAAUUCAACCUCCUUAUAACAUAAUUUAACCCCCUUAUAACUAUAAAAUAAUUCAACCACCUUAUAAGUAUAAAAAAAUCAAACCACCUUAUAUCUAUAAAAUAAUCCAGCCACCUUUUAUCCAUAAAAUAAUCCAUUCCCUUUAUAGCUAUAAGACCAUUUUACUUUGGUAGACCGUAAUGUUUUAGAUGUUUUUCGACCUCACCACACUAUAAUUGUAUGAAUCAGGCGUGUAGACCAGGGAGCAAAGUGGUGAUGGUUGGUUUCGGUGACAUGGCUAUGAACGUCCAUCUUGGAAUGGCGGCUGUCAGAGAAAUCGAUCUGAUUGGUGCUUUUGCCAAUAUCAAUGAGUGAGUUUUUAUUGUUGUUGUUGUUGCUUUAGUUGCCGCUUAUAAUGCCGACUGAUGUAAAGGUCGAAUGUAUUACUCUUUAAUUGAAAAGAUUUUUCUUAGUUAUUAGAUGGUGUUGAUUUAUGACAACUAAUACUUUGAGCCUUGAGCGAUUAUUUUAUCUGAGAUUUACCUACUACAAAUAAUUUUUUUAAACGGAAACAAAAACUUUCAAAACUUCAUGUCGUCAUGCAUCCCCAUCAUUAUACAAUACAUGAAAGUCAGUUCACGAUACUCUAGUAGCUAACUAGUGCUACAAAUAGCGAUUAGCUCAUUAUUUUUUUUUUUCAAAAAAAAUCUACGUAGGCCUAUAUGAAUUUUUAACAUACACACUGCUCUAUUUAGCAAUGUCUGUCACUAACGAUAAGAUUCAUUAGCGCACAAAAUAAAAUCCCCGAUAACUGCACUACACGAGGUUCUUACAAAUACCGCAUGUGCUUUUGGUGCGUAAUAUUUUCUUUUGUUUUAUGGAAAUGGUGUAAUAAACCUCCAGUGUAACAUGAGAAUAACAAUAAAGCUCAAGGACGGUAGCGUCCGGGGGGGGGGGGGUUACAUCAAAUUGGGAAUCUUUUAAUGUGCGUUAUUUUAAUACAUAUAUUGUCAAGUAACUUUAACAUUAAAUAACUAGUGUUUGCAACGUGUCUCAUUGAUUUGCUCAGUAAUUUACUAGCUGAAGCCCGCCAAACAAUGGUUACAUCAAAUUGGGAAUCUUAUAAUGUGCGUUAUUUGAAUACAUAUAUUGUCAAGUAACUUUAAUAGAUGGAAAAUGCACGCAUUGCUGUCGCCAUUGUUUGGCGGGCUUCAGCUAGUAAAUUACUGAGCAAAUCAAUGAGACACGUUGCAAACACUAGUUAUUUAAUGACAACAAGAAUUUUAAAUAAUUCAUUUGUUAAAGGUUGAUGAAAGCCGUUUGACGUAGUUAUUUACUACUUAAGAAAGCUUUGUUGUCCUACACAAGAUAAAGGUGAGAACUUUUGAAAUUGCCACAUUGGGGGGGGGGGGGCAUUUGUGUAGAUACACAUAUCUGUUAACGUUGACCUUACGUCAGACCAAAGCAAUGAUAACCAUUAUAACUGUCUCCAUUCCAUCGAAUGUGUCAAUUCCAAAGUAGGUUUUAGAUAGACCUAGGUUUUCUGAUACAUGGGUUAAACCUAUCGUCUGCCUAUUUUGAUAUUUUGUUUUUUUAUGUUGACGCUCUCCGUUGGCUAUAGCCCACAUUGGUUCAAGCAAUGUCCAAAAGUUUUAUUUACACGGUGUAUAGAGGCUCACACGUUUUUAAAUGGAAAUGAGUGAAACAUAGUAUGGGACAACCUGAAAACAGAAUUACAUUUUAAAUAAUAACACUCAGCUGAAAUUUAGUAUCCGAGAGGACAGCAAGAGGAAGUAUGUCUUUACUUUUGUUUGUUCACAAAUACAAGGCAUAUAGCUUCAGUUAUACAAGUAAUCUCCACACCAAAACAUGAAAUCAUUGAAUUAAUUGUAUUUCAUUCAUCUUCUCCUUGAAAAACAGGAGUAACUGAUUUUGGUUGGGUUAGUGUGGGUGAUGGACAUUUGACGGAAUAUGUUUUCAUAUGCAAUGAGUCAAUCUGCCAAGUUUCUGUUCUGUUCGAUGACAGGAAAUGUGUCGUUUAGCCGUCCGAGGAUUUUGCAACAAAUACACGAAAAAAAGCGAAGUUACUAUAAAGGAUUUUUAAAUAACCUACAUUUAUAUCAUGAAAUUUACUAAUAGCCUACACUUUUGCACCUUUAAAGUUCAUAUUGCCAUGGGCCGAUUUAUAUUUGUUUAAAUACAUAUUUUUAUUGAAAUAUGGGGACUAUUAGAGAUGCCAGAACUUUGAAAUCAAAAUUAACUAUAAAACAUUAUAUUAUAAUCUUGUGUUAACUUUCAUUGUGUUUAGAGAUUAGUGUAUUGCAUUUCUAAACUGGACUAUAAUCAGGAGGCAAUAAUCCUAUGAAUUCAUCUCAUUCUCUCUUUUUUGUCACCAGCUACCCUGAGUGUAUCCGUCUAGUAUCCAGUGGUAGGAUAGAUGUGAAAUCUGCCAUCACUCACAGACUGCCCCUUGACAAGGUGAAGGACGGAAUGGAGCUCAUAAAGACAGGACAAUCUGUCAAAGUCGUGAUUGAUUGCACCAGAUAAUCCAUUCUGUUGUGUGAAGGGCCCAUUUAACACAUUGCCACUUACUGUUAAAGCCAGUGGGCCCUAAUGCAAUUUUGCUAUUAGAAUUUUAACAUUUUAAUUUGAUUUUUAAUUUAUCCAUUCUAGCAUAACACAGUUUUUGCCAUAUUAAUUUCUAGCUUAAUUGUUUUCCCACAUAUCUUAUAUUUAUUGUACUUUGUUGUUAAAAGAAUAAUGUAAAAUGCCAAGAAAUUAAAUUGAGUAAACAACUUAAAUAUGUCUUUGGAGCUAUUUCGCUAGAUGCACAAUUGUCUUUACAUAGGCUGCUUGCUUUAAUAAUUUGGUCUAAUGAGAAGUAAAUCCCCUAAAAGAUUGAAGAUUAGAAGACGUGACUCAUGACAUUAGGUGGGCAUAUUAUUUUCAGGACAUUAGGUGGGCAUAUUAUUUUCAGGACAUUAGGGGGAUUAUUAUUUUUAUGACUUUAGGCAGGUAUUUCAUUUUAAUUUCUCUAAAACAGGAGUGUAGUCUAGAUUUUGUUAUGUGUACACUAACAUUGAUGAACCAGUUCUUAAACCCAAAAAUGGAAAUAAUAUUGUUUUUGGUUUUACAAGAAAAAAAUUGAAUAAACUUGUUUACAAACAGAUUAAGACAUAAAAAGAAAUGUUCCAUUUGUUCUGCAUACUUUUUUUAUUUGUCUUCAGUCAGCAGUAUAUUUUUAGUUUGUACAUUGGGUAGCUAAAAUUCCUUCUACAACAUCAUCUGCAUGUAUUUCCACAGUAAUGAAAUGCUACUCAAACCUGUGUUGCUAAGAAUGCAAUUAGUUAACAGCCUUUAUAUGAACAAUUAUAACAGUUGUAGAUGUUUAAUUUAUGAAGCAUUAAGCAACAAGUGUUGGGAUUUAUGAGAACAUGUUGAAGUUCAUGAUUCCAGAGAUAUAACUCUUUUUAGAAAAAGGAAUGGUCCAACUCUUUAGAACCAACUAUCCAAGAUUCCUCUGAUGUCAUUUGUUCUUUUGUGCUUCAUUAUACAUCUAUAAAUCAUGCAUAUACAAUAAAAUAUAUAAUUCAUGUGACAAAUAAACUACAAAAUUUUAAAACAGGCUUUCAUUAAUAACCAUUUACUUUCACUUUCUUAGACAUACACUUUAGUGGUUUCAAGGCAGAAUAUUUAAAUUUUAUAUCUUUCAUCCAUCAUUAAAAAGUAUUUUGAAACUGUUAUGUACAAUGAUAAAAUCAUUAAAAAGUUAUGAGGCAAAUGAAUUCUUUGCUUUAAAUAGUUCAAAAGGAUAAUUCAAAAUGUUCUUGGUUCAUUUUGCGAAACAUUUCUGUUGCAAACACAUGGCUUAAAUGCACAAAAACAGCAGAAAUAAUGUCAUAUGGUAGUAUUCAAAUACAAAUGUAGGAAAAUAUGCCAUCGAUUUCAAUUAAUUGAGCCUUUCAAAAAUUAUUUUCCAUUAGAUAAAAUGCUUGCUGUGCAUGGUAGUAAUAAAUGACUCCAUCAUUAAUUCUUAUUCAAAAUGUAUCAUGUUGAUUUACAAUGAAAUAUGAAUUAUGUUUACAUUAGCCCAAAAUACUGUGGUAAAAAGCAAAACAUAAAUAAUAAUAACAAUAAAAUAAUAACAAAACAAUUGUUUAUAUUUAUCUUGAGCUUAAGAUGUUUGAGGAGUUCUUCAUUGAGAGUUAAAUGAUGCUAAAAAAACCUUAAACUGCAAUAAACAUGAAUGUCAAAUUUAUUGCAAGCCUUCUUUGCAUAGAUAAUAUACAAGUAAAUAACAAAAUAGAAGAGUAGACAUAAGUGACACCUUGCAUAUUUAAACUGAGGUGAGCUCACAAGUGAAAAUAAGUUAAAAUUAAAAAAAGGAAAACAUCUUACAACUUUAAUUUUACUAUUUUUUUUUAUUCAUUUUUUAUUAUUUCCAAAGAAAUUUUUUUUUUUCAUGAUGGGGAAAAAAGUAUUUGGCUUGAAAUAAAUAUAGAACAAUUUACAAAGUGGCAAAACAUUAAAAAAAAAAGAACUUUCCUUGUUUAAAAUUUUCUGAUUUCAUUAAGUUAAUUUUUAACUCCUUGAAAGUUCUAAGGUAAAAACAGUUUUCGGAUCAAUGAAGCUACUGAUUUCUUUUUUUUAAUUGCAGGUCCAUUGGCUAAGAAUAUAACAUAAAUUCAUUAUUAACUAAACAUUCUCAACCAAUAAAAAAAAAAAAAAAAAUUUUCAAAGAAGUCCAAGUAAGAGAUGUUUUUGGGUAAAAUAAUGUUUUAAAAUAUUUUGUUGAUGAAAAAAUUAUUUCUGAUUUUAUUAAGUUAAUUUUUAACUCCUUGAAAGUUCUAAGGUAAAAACAGUUUUCGGAUCAAUGAAGCUACUGAUUUUUUUUUUUUAAUUGCAGGUCCAUUGGCUAAGAAUAUAACAUAAAUUCAUUAUUAACUAAACAUUCUCAACCAAUAAAAAAAAAAAAAAAAAAUUUUCAAAGAAGUCCAAGUAAGAGAUGUUUUUGGGUAAAAUAAUGUUUUAAAAUAUUUUGUUGAUGAAAAAAUUAUUAACAUUCUUUAGAACAAUGAAUUUCACACUUGAUGCAACAUUUUUCAAAAUGUUUGAAAACUGUGCAUGACAAA